Penicillium macrosclerotiorum is the source of this 7128-nucleotide messenger RNA. RefSeq lists its product as uncharacterized. NCBI's taxonomy places the organism in Eukaryota, Fungi, Ascomycota, Eurotiomycetes, Eurotiales, Aspergillaceae. The transcript has 6 exons. The record is from RefSeq and is a predicted model, not a curated record. Gene Ontology annotation, molecular function: fatty acid synthase activity; phosphopantetheine binding; hydrolase activity. Gene Ontology annotation, biological process: fatty acid biosynthetic process; secondary metabolite biosynthetic process. Bases 1 to 7128 code for a protein of 2375 amino acids.
AUGGAAGACGAGCCCUCUUUGGUCCUCUUUGGCCCACAAACCCGUCUCCCUCCACCGGAAUAUCUCUUCAAUAUUCGCUCGGCUAUAAUAGCCCGAGAUUCUUUGAAAAGAUUCAUUGAGGCUAUCCAGACUUUAGACAAUUUAUGGGAAGAACUUGUUUCACAUGAUCCCUGUCUCAACGCUGUGGCUGGGCAUGAGUGCGCCAAGAGCUUCCGACAAUGGAUCUUGCAUGGAAAGCUUUUUGAUACGGCGGAGGGCUCUAAGUUUACCUAUGCCGAGAGAGAGGAUGAUCUGAUCGGGAACGCAAUCGUUGCAAUGCGUCAAGCAUUUUGUAUUGGGGCUUAUGUGGACUUGGAUGAGGUCAAGAACCAUGAUAAAGAUGGAAUCUUUACCACCCUUGCCGUACGUUGGAAGUCGGAGGAAGGCUCAACUGCGGUCCCUGCGGUCCCUAUUCGAUCAAAUUCUACCGGCGGAAUUAUGGAGAAGGAGCAAGUAAGGAGUAUGAUUUUUAAGGAUAUCUUAACCAAGACAGUCAAUUGGCAAGAUACGAUAAUCUCACUGAUGUCUGAUACUGAUAUGAGCCCAAAUAUUCAGGCAUUAGUCAUUGGGCUUGGUGAUUCUCUCUCUCGCGCACUCGCUAAGAAGCACAAAAUCAAAUGUGUAAAAGUGGAGCAAUAUUUGGCGUCGAAAAAACCCACUGCAUUGUUUGAGUCCCCUAUGAAAAAGAGAAUCCCAAGCGACAAGCCUCAGGACAUCAGUGAUGGUGUUGCUAUAAUCGGGAUGGCCUGUAAAUUCCCAGGCGCAGAAUCUCCAGCCGAGUUCUGGGAUAUUUUGACAUCUGGAACUUCAAUGUUGGAUAAGAUGCCGCUGGAAAGAUUUGAUAGGACAAAUAUCAGGAGAUCCCCAUCUCUGGACUACUGGGGGAACUUUGUGUCUGAUGUUGAUGCUUUCGACCAUCAAUUUUUCGGAAAGUCCUCCCGCGAAGCAAAAUCAAUGGAUCCGCAGCAACGCCUGCUGCUUCAAGUAGCCUAUCAAGCCCUCGAAGACGCUGGCUAUUUUGGAGUUGCGACUGAUAGUCAAGAUCUGCAAGAUGUCGGAUGUUAUAUUGGCGUGUGUUCAUCAGACUAUAACGAUAAUGUGGCAUCCCAUACAGCGACGGCCUUUUCGACGCUGGGAACUUUGAGAGCAUUUUUGAGUGGCAGGAUAAGCCACUUUUUUGGACUUCAAGGACCUUCUUUGACUUUGGACACUGCUUGCUCAUCCUCCGCAGUUGCCAUACACUCCGCGUGCAAUGCCAUCAAGAUGGGAGAAUGCACGGCGGCUUUGGCAGGUGGAGUGAGCAUAUAUACCAGCCCAUAUUUCUAUCAAAACCUCAGUGCGGCGUCACUCCUCAGUAAAACUGGAGCGACCAAGCCAUUUGAUACCAGCGCUGAUGGGUAUUGCCGCGGAGAAGGCAUUGGCAUUGUGGUUCUCAAAAAGCUAUCUGCGGCUAUCAUGGACGGGGAUUGCAUACUCGGGACGGUCUUAGGAUCUGGCAUCAACCAAAAUGCCAAUUGCACAGCAAUUACUGUUCCCGAGACAUUCUCGCAGCAAUCUCUUUAUCGAAGGAUUUGCAAAAUUUCCGGUAUAAACCCCGAGGAUGUUUCAUUCGUCGAAGCACAUGGUACUGGUACACCGGUUGGCGAUCCCAUCGAAUUUGAGAGCAUACGAAAUGUAUUUGGUUCAACCCCCAGAAAAGCAAAAUUAAAUAUCGCGUCUCUAAAAGGCAACAUUGGCCACCUUGAAGGUGCAUCUGGGGUGGCAGCUCUGAUAAAAACAAUUUUAAUGAUGCGUCAUCGCAAAAUCCCACCCCAAGCCAACUUCACCAAACUGAGUCCAAGAAUAAGGACGCUGGGGCCGUACCUUAACAUCCCGGAAUGCCUUCAUUCAUGGGAUCCGAAAGUUCUCAUAGCUUGUAUCAACAAUUAUGGCGCUUCCGGCAGUAAUGCGGUGAUGGUUGUUCGGAACUUCUUCAAUGAUUUAACCGAUUGGAACAAUGAUAAAAUGUUGGAGAUUACUAAGUCUUUGAAUAAAUACCCGAUAUUUAUCUCUGCCAAGUCAAAAACCUCUCUACAUGCAUUUUGCAAAAAGCUUUUGACCAUGAGGGCCCAACUUGAAAAUGAUUUGGAGCAUUUCAUGCUACAGAUAUCUUUCAAAUUGGCAUUUCAACAAAAUUAUUCCUUUCCUUACCGCUUGGUUUCAUCAAUAUCCAAGCCAGAUGAUUUUUUUUCAUUAUUGUCCGAUAUUUCAUCCGAUCCAUCGCCACAGCAGGCCGCUGAGAUCUUCCUUAGUGAGAAGUACAACAGACCUCUAGUGCUGGUAUGUGGGGGACAAAUCAGCGAUUAUGUUGGCAUCUCACGAGAUUUAUAUGAUAGUUGUCCUUCAUUCAGGUAUCAUCUGAUAUCUUGUGAUAGGACGCUGCAAUCAUUGGGAUAUCCUGGUCUUUUCCCCUUAAUCUUCGAGCCAACACCUGUCGAUGAUAUUGUUCUGCUUCAAUCCAUGAUAUUCAGUCACCAGUAUUCUUGUCCAAAAUCGUGGAUCGAUAGUGGUGUCAAAAUUGACUGUGUUGUCGGUCAUAGCCUUGGCCAUCUUGCCGCUAUGAGUAUUUCUGGAGUUUUGACUCUAGAGGAUGGGUUGAAAUUGGUAUGUGGCCGAGCUAGGCUCAUGCAGACAGAAUGGGGCCCGGAACGAGGAGCCAUGAUAUCCAUCGAAGCAGACUUAAAUAAAGUCAAAUCAUUGAUUGCAGCAGUUACGAAAAUGUGUGGCGAUGAAGUUGAGAUCGCAUGUUAUAAUGGACCAACAAGCUAUGUGAUCGUUGGCGCCGAAUCAAAUAUCCAGAUCUUGCAGAACAUUCUCGAGCAAGAGAAUUUGAGAUUCAAGCGUCUCAGUGUGACACAUGGCUUUCAUUCGAUAUUCACAGAGUCACUCCUUCCUGCAUUGACAAAAUUGGCUGAAACUCUCCAAUUCUGCGAUCAGUCAAUACCAUUGGAAAUGUGUACGGCAAUCCACAGCUGGGAAAGAGUUGAUCCAAUGAAAAUAGCUAGCCACACGCGAUCACCAGUUUUCUUUGAUCAAGCCGUGAAAAGAAUAUUUGAGCGCCUAGGGCCUUGUAUCUGGCUGGAAGCAGGAUCAGACAGUUCGGUGGUCAACAUUGUCCGUCGGCAGUUCAACCCUGCCGACUGUGCCGCGCAGCACUUUCAAUCCCUUCGGCUCAGAGGUUCAAAUAGCCUUGACAGCCUAGUGGAUGCGACGACAAACCUCUGGAGGCUAGGUCUAAAGUGCCGAUUCUGGCCAUUUAAAAAUUUCAAAGCGCAAUCCUUUUCGAUGUUCGACUUGCCAUCCUACCAAUUCGAUAGGCCACGUCAUUGGAUACCUUGGAAGGGUGACUCAAAAAAUCAAGCCAGCGAGUCUAUCAUUGCAAAUCAAAAGCCGAUUUUCCUGUCCUUGAUUACUUUCGACGGCCAGUCAGAGGCGACUUUUUGGGUUGAUCCCAAGAGCAUCGAAUAUCGCUCUUAUGUGGAAGGCCAUGCCGUUUUAGGUCAGCCAUUGUGCCCAGCGUCACUCUAUAUUGAGAUUGUUUGUCUUUGUUUGAAACUGUUGAUGCCGAAACUCAAGCUUGGUUACACUGUGACCACAGUGCAAGACCUGAAUAUUCAUGUCCCCUUGGGCCUAAAGGUUGAUGGCAAGAUUAUUGUCAAUUUGCAUGCAACGAACGAAUUUCAGUGGAAAUUCCAGGUGAAAACAACCGCUAGUGAGCAAGGCCUGACACAGCUUCAUGCCAAUGGAGUAUCGCUUCUGGCCGACGGCAAUAAUGUCACAAGUGAAAUGCGGCGAUACGAGAGGAUACUCAAGUACGAGGACGUUCUGGCUAAUCAGAAAAAUGAAAAUUCUGAUAUGAUGCAAGGUUCAUUGAUAUAUCGCCUUUUUUCAAGUAUUGUUACAUAUUCGGAUUCAUACCGAGGAGUCCGAAGUGUUGUUAGCAAUGUCACGGAGGUUGUUGGAAACAUUUGUCUUCCGCAGAAACAAUUGGAUCCAGGAAAAGAAGCAUUUCAAAUAACUUUACGCUUGGAUAAUUUUGUGCAACUCGCAGGUAUUUUCUGGAAUCUUCUUUGUCCAAAGCGAGAAGAUGCAGUUUAUGUCUGCACAAAGAUUGAGAAAGUCCUGUUGGCUUCUACGUUUCUCGAACCAGACGAAAACCAGAAUUCUUGGCUAUUAUAUGCACCAAUUUCUCAACAUGAAGACAACCAAGGUGUAUAUGACAUAUUUGCAUUCGAUAAUGCUAGCAGAAGAAUUGUGGCUGUCGUUUUGGGCGCCACUUUCACUAGUGUUGCUUUGAAAUCUUUGAGGAAGGCACUCGUCAACGUGAAUCAUACGACUCCUGGAGGGGAAGACAAGCUCAAUAAUGAUCAAGAUUCAACGCCAGAUAAACAAUUCAUUUCUGAAGAUGGAGUGGCAAAGAUUCCUCCCUUCUCUGGAAAAAAGGAGACUAUCGGGUCGUCAAUGCCAGUAUCCCAGACCACCUCUAAGCCCUUGUCAUCUCGCUCAGAUGUCUUCAUAAAAGUUCGAGAACUCCUUAGUCGAGUUACUGAUAUAUCCACUGACGGGAUUCUCUUGAAAUCGACAUUCGAUGAGUUAGGAAUAGAUUCACUCAUGACAACUGAGGUGAACAAUGAAAUCUGUCAGCAAUUUGCCAUUCAAAUACCAACAGUUGAAUAUCAGUCACUCCGAGAUGUCCGUGCAAUCGUGGAUUACCUUGCAGCCAAACUUGAUGAUAAAGGAGAAGAUUCAUUGUCAAAUUCAUCAUCAGGCCUUUUCUUUGAGUCAUUGUCUGAAGGAAAUCCAGCAUUGACACCUCCAUCAAAUUCGUCAGAUCGAUCCACAGCAAAAACGGCUUCGAUUCGUGGAGCACAAGAGUGUUUUGAGGAAAUAAAGACAGAAUUUGAUAGCUUUGCAAAGAGGACCAAUUUCUCGAACUUCUGGAAACUCGUUUAUCCGCGCCAACACAAAUUGGUCAUUGCAUAUAUUAUCGAGGCAUUUUCAACACUUGGUUGGCAUUUGAGACACUUGAAACCAGGAGAAAGAUUGCCACAACUCCAGCAUAGUUCAAGACACGAAAAAUUGAUUGCACAUUUGACACAAAUAUUGAAGAACGAGUCAAUAAUCGCAAUGGACAAAACGGAGCUUGUCAGAUCCGACAUUCCUAUUGACCCCCAGUCAUCCUCAUCACUAUUUGAAAUACUCUGCAAGGACUUUCCGCAACAUGUAUCCGAGUUUAGAUUACUACAAGUUGUCGGAUCAAAACUUGGAGAGUGUUUACAAGAAAAAGUCAAUCCUCUCAUGCUCCUUUUCGGAAACCCACAAAACAAGCUGCUAUUAGAAGAGGUCUAUACCAACGGACCAAUGUACGAAGCUGUCUCCAAAAUACUCGGAGAAUUCUUGAUGAGGGUAUUUCGUAGGUCUAUUCCAGAUCCUCAGGACCAUUCUGUGUUUCAAAUUCUCGAGGUUGGUGGCGGAACAGGUGCAACGACUAAACAUAUCCUCGAUCUGUUGUCUAGUCUCAACAUACCAUUUCACUACACCUUUAGUGACCUGUCAGCUUCUCUUGUAGCGGCUGCCAGAAAGAAGUUUUCUUCUUUCCACAACAAUAUGGAGUUUGUCGUUCUUGACAUUGAGAAUGAGCCAGGCGAAAAAUUUGACAACCACUUUCACGUUGUUUUGUCUACGAAUUGUGUCCACGCAACGAAAAGGCUUUCCAAGUCUGCUACCAAUCUCAGACGCAUGCUGAGAACUGAUGGGUUUGCAUGUCUAGUUGAAUUUACCAAAAAUUUGAGCUGGUUUGAUCUGGUAUUUGGCGUUCUGGAUGGCUGGUGGCUUUUCGAAGAUGGCCGUAGACAUGUUCUGGCCGACGAAUGGUUUUGGGAGAAAAAUAUGAAGAAUGGAGGCUUCAAGCAUGUCACAUGGACGGGCGGAAACACGGAGGAGAGUCGCACAUUGAGGGUCAUUGUUGGCUUUUUACAAAGUCCGGAUGACCAGACUUAUAUUCCAGCAAGACCGAAUAGUCCACCAGGAAUUUCGAAGGAGAUUGUUGUUUUCAAACGUAUCCAGAGAAACGUCUUGUUUGCGGACGUAUACUACCCGACCGAUGGGGCAGAAGGAAAAUGGAAAAUAGGUCUCAUGGUGCAUGGCGGCGGCCAUGUGAUGUUUACACGCCGCAAUGUCAACCUCAAACACUUAAGACAUUUAAUUCAAGGGGGAUUCGUCCCAGUUGCCGUGGAUUAUAGAUUUUGCCCGGAGCUUAAUAUCCUUGACGGGCCUAUGACGGAUGUUGGAGACUCCUACAGCUGGGCAAUUUCUGAACUUCCCAACAUUGAAUUUAACUGCCCUGGUCUUCAGAUUGACGGUGGCAGAGUCGGGAUCGUCGGCUGGUCCACCGGCGCGCAUUUAGCAAUGACUAUCGGAUUCACAAGUGUCCAGCGCGGGCUUCCAGCACCUACAGCUAUUCUUGCGUUCUACCCCCCUACUGACUAUCAAGAUGAUUGGUGGCGAAAGCCUAUAUAUCCAGAUGUCUCCUUAUCGCCUCCUGAUGUAGACUAUGACUUACUAGAAGGUGUACUCGAAGAACCAAUCACGUCCUAUUUCCCUGAAUCCAACCUGCAUGCGCCCGCAGGGGCGAUGGUUUUAUCUGAUCCCCGCUGGCGGUUUGUCUUGCAUAUGAACUGGAAGUGUCAGACUGCUCCUGUUCUUGUCAACGGACUUCCAACAAAACGCGACGUUCGACAAGAAGAUCAAAAAACAUACUACAGUCUUCCUCAACCAAGUUCGGAUCGGAUUGAAGCUAUUAGCCCGUUCGCCCAGAUCAUCAACGGCACUUAUCGCUCCCCAACAUAUUUUGUCCACGGUACUGCCGAUGAUCUUAUUCCUGUUGAGCAAAGCGAAAAGGCAUGCCAAGCUCUUCUAGAGCGAAAUAUUGCGUCGGGACUUUUCAAACUGGAAGGGGCAGAUCAUCUUUUUGAUUUCUUCAAGGAUCAUCUUGAAGGCGCUUUGGAAGCAGUUAAUGCGGGAUACCACUGGCUUUUCGAGCAUGUUUAA